Neltuma alba is the source of this 1030-nucleotide messenger RNA. RefSeq names its product thaumatin-like protein 1b. Lineage: Eukaryota; Viridiplantae; Streptophyta; Magnoliopsida; Fabales; Fabaceae. The transcript has 2 exons. The coding region runs from base 53 to 778 and encodes 241 amino acids. The record is from RefSeq and is a predicted model, not a curated record.
UCAAAACACACCACAAAUUUAGCACACCAAUACAUACACUGCACCUCUUAUCAUGAAUACCCGAGUUGUUUUGUGCCUUACUCUGGCCGUCCUCCUCCAUGGAGGAAAUGCAAUCACCAUUAGUUUUAAGAACAAUUGCCAAUUCACGGUAUGGCCCGCAACCUUAAACGGAGGUUCAAGCCCUGCACUGUCCACAACCGGAUUCGAGUUGACGAGUGGAGCAUCUAGAUCCGUGGACGUCCCUUCACCAUGGUCGGGCCGAUUCUGGGCUCGGACGGGAUGCUCCGGUGGCGCCGGCAACUUUCACUGUGACACGGCAGAUUGUGGCUCCGGUCAAGUCGAGUGCAGUGGCAAAGGAGGAGCCACACCGGCAACUUUGGCGGAAAUUACGGUGGCACCGAACGGUGGCCAGGAUUUCUAUGACGUGAGUAACGUGGAUGGGUUCAACUUGCCGAUAUCUAUGGCUGCACAAGGCGGCACCGGCGACUGCAAAGAGUCAAGCUGCAAGGCGAACAUCAACGCGGCGUGCCCAAAUGACCUAAAAGUAACAGGCUCCGAUGGGAACGUUAUUGCGUGCAAGAGUGCUUGCGUAGCUUUCAACAAGCCUGAGUAUUGCUGCACCGGAGAGUACAGCAGUUCAAGCACAUGCAAACCCAGCACCUACUCCCAGUUUUUCAGCACUCAGUGCCCUCAAGCUUACAGUUACGCUUACGAUGAUCUCAAAGGCACCUUUACUUGCAACGGCGGACCUAACUACGCCAUCACUUUCUGCCCCUAAGCAAAGGAAAAUCGGAGCUUCGUUACUCCUCCACCGUGUGGGAUAAUAGUUAUGCAAUUGCUACGUCCAGUAAUAACAUGCGCUUAUGUGUGCAUGCAGAUGAAUAAUAAUGUAGUUUGAUUUGAUGAUAUUGUGCUAUAUGUGCACAAUUACAUAUGAUGAACUCAUCAUAUAGGUAUAUGGGAAUAAUACAGUUUGAUGGGAACAAAAUCAAAGGAAGUCGUUGUUAUAAUUAGUGAUAUUUGAUGAUUU